This is a messenger RNA of Aspergillus nidulans FGSC A4, 2196 nucleotides long. Its product is annotated as E3 ubiquitin-protein ligase BRE1. The record is from RefSeq and is a predicted model, not a curated record. The coding region runs from base 100 to 2196 and encodes 698 amino acids. The transcript is spliced from 6 exons. Lineage: Eukaryota; Fungi; Ascomycota; Eurotiomycetes; Eurotiales; Aspergillaceae. Gene Ontology annotation, molecular function: ubiquitin-protein transferase activity; ubiquitin protein ligase activity. Gene Ontology annotation, biological process: protein ubiquitination. Gene Ontology annotation, cellular component: nucleus.
CCUAAUUUCACGGUCGGAUAUUGUUGCAGUCUCUGCUACCGGCCAGUCGCUGCUUAGUGGUCACGACUUCACCACUCCAUAUGACCACAGUAGCCACUGAUGCCGGCCGCCGAAGCAUCCCCCGUCGCACCUCCCGAGUCCGGUUUUGUCAAGAUGGAAGACCGGAAGAGAGCUGCCACAUAUGAGAAUGAUUCGGCCCCUCCCUUGAAGAAACAGGCCACAUCGGUCAAUGGUGGUAAUAAGCCUCAUCCCGAUGCUGAUAUGCCAUGGAAAGACGAUCUUGAGCGAUUCCAGAAGGACGCUAUCUGGCGUCAAAUGCAGGAAUACAAACGUGACAAGGUAUCCCUGGAAGCGAAAUUAAAGGAGUCGGCGAAGGCCACCGCCUACCACGGCGACCAUCUUCGCGUCAUUGAUGCUUGGUACAACCAACUGAUUGACGAAGUCAAACUCCUCCUUGGUAGUCCCGACGAGGAUAGCAAGGAUCGCUCUUCAUUCCAAAGCGCGCUGCAGUUUGAGGAUUUGGAUAAUUUCGAGCAACAUUUGAAGUCUCGUUCUCAUGAUAUACGCGAUAUCAUAUCCCGCCUUGUCGCCAAGUCUCCAACAAGCCCACCCGAGGUCUCGGACCUGCAGUCUCAGCUUGCACGCAAAUUGGCUGAAGAGAAGGCAACUCUUGCGGAGCUUAGCAAAGUGCUAUCUGAAAAGCAGCAGUUAGAAGAAAGCCUGGAAGAGGCUUCCUUACGAUAUAUGGUUGCCGAGAAGAAACUUGAUCGCGCAAGAAGCUUGACUGUCGCCAAAUUAGAGAAGCAAUAUAUACUAGGCGCCCAGCGACCAGGUGGUGAUAGUGCGUCUGGGAAUCGGGAUGAGCCGCCAGCUACAAACGGCGCCACUCCCACGGGUGAACGUACGCCAGAUACUGACGAGACAUACAGCAAGUUGGCAGCCAUUUCUGAAAAGCAGAAGGAGCAGAUACAGAAAUUGGAAGCUGAGAAUGCAAAUCUACUAAGCCAAAUCACGGAGAUAAGUAUUAAAAAAACGAAACUUACGGACGAUGAUUAUGCACAUACAGAUCUGUUUAAGCAGUUGAGAUCGCAAUACGACGAUGUGGUGAAACGACUAAACAACCUAGAGGCGGUUAACGUACAGCUUCGCGAGGAGGCAGCGAAAUUACGGUCCGAAAGAACUGCAUACCGCAAUCAAGUCGACGAAGAAACACAGAUUGUUCUGGCCGAGAAAGAAGCACAAUUAAUGAAAACUGAAAACGAUUUGGCACGGAUACGCAACACACGAGAUGAGCUUCUUGCUGACCAGCAAAUGCGGAAAUCGGCACAAGAGCAGGAGAGGACGGCGUCGCUCAAAAUCCAGGAGCUAGCAGACGCUGGGAAAGCUCAAAUAGCUGCGUUAGAAUCUGAGGUUGAGCGGUUGCGGAUAGAAGUUGGACGAGAGAAGGCGAAACAAGCAGACACCAACGACAUCACGAUCGAGGAUUUGCGCGUCAAAUACGGCAAUCUGGAACGCCAGUACUCGAUGCUCAAUGCGGAACUGGCAUCCAUGCAGACUGCUUGCAAGAAAUAUUCUUCACUGGCAUCUCAAAGAGUUGCCGAGUUCAGCGCUAUGGAAGAAAAGGUGUCUCGCCUAGCGGCGGAGAAGUCAAAGGCAGACCAAAAAUACUUCAGCGCAAUGAAAAGCAAGGAAGCCCGAGACAUGGAAGUUCGGACGUUGCGGAUGCAGAAUUCCAAGAGUUCUGAUAUAGUUUCGCAACUGAAGGAAUCGGAAGCAGCCACGCGGUCUUUACUCGCCAACAUGGAAAAGCAGGUCAGCGAGACCAAGGAAGCAUUAAACAGCAUGGUAAACAAGUACCACGUAUCCCAGCAACAAAUCACAGAGAAUAAUAUCGUGAUGGAGGGUUUGCGAGGGCAGAUCGCAGAGCUGAAGGCACUAUCGGUUUCCAAGGAUUCAUCCCUGGCGUCGACGUCUAGUGCUUGUCGUCGAGCUGAAACACAGGUUGAAGGGCUCAAAGCAUCACUUGCAGAUACGAAGAAAAGUCUGGAGAACUGGAAGAACAAGAGCCUUGGGAACUCGUCUUCCGAGUAUGAGAUGCUGAGGCUCUUUGCACCGUUUGUCGUCGAAACUUCAAGAACACAGCAAUCAAGACAUGCGGACACGUCUUUUGCAGAGAAUGCGUGGAAGAGCGACUAA